UGUACUGAUAACGUUGAGGGUUGCAGCGCUCUCGGUAAAACACGAUUUUCAGUAGCAUUAAUAACAUUGCGAUCGCCAACGCCUGACUGACUGUUGACCGCGGGAAGAUUUUGCUGCUGCUCCUCCUACCGGUGAAUCGCUGUUCACUGGUAAACUAAAGCUUCGGCGGCAUUAUAAAUAGCUGUCACGUCGGCGAAGGCCAUGAUAGAUGCUGUAAUUUAAAACAAAUUGCUGCUUAGCGAUUAGUGCUAGGGGCGGUCUAAGUCCUGAAUCUAGCAGCGAUGGCGCGAAAUGACUAAUCUGUCAUUUGCCCUUAUCAAGUGUACGCCAUACAACAUGGAUGAUUUUAUAAUUAUAUCAGAUGGGUCAGAUUCUGAGAAUGCUUUUCCCAGAGCAUCUAGUGAAAAUGAUGUGUUCAAGUUUCGGAAGAAAAGGAAGAAAACUGGCAGCAACAAUUGGCUCCGAUCUCCCCCUAACACCUCCACGCCCAUGAGAACAAAUGUGGGAAUAAUUGACUUGACCCAUAUUGACUCUUGGAUGGGAGAACUGUCAGAGUCAGUCUCUGAUAUUAUCGAUCUGACUAGUACUGAGGAUAAUGGAAUAACUUUUCCUGAGAUUUCAUCUAAUCAGGGGUGCUUUUUCAUAGCUGAGAAGAAGAUCAAACCGGAAUAUCAGUUUAAUGGCUAUGUAAAAAAUACAGAAGGUGCAUGCUGGUCAUGCCCCACUCUUUUAGAUAAAGUCAAUGAGGACUCUUCUUAUCGAGACAAGACAGCUGAAAUCAGCAGGACUAUUAUCAGCAGGGACAUGGGCUCCUUGGAGGAUGCUAGAAAUUGUGUUUUGGACCAAUUAGCUUUGCCUAAAAGAAGAGAUGACUCGCUUACAUGUAAAAUGAACAGGGAUAUGGUUUUAGAGAGCCCCCUGGUCUUAUCAAAUUCCCACUGGCAAACUGCAUCACAUAACAAAAUUUCUAGCCUGGACUAUAAUAAUGAUAAUUUGGAUAUGUCAUUGAAAUCGGUUCCAACAUCUUCACCAUCAUCAAUAACAGACACAAAGGGCAAUGCAAUCAAACCGGAAUCCAUUUUUGAAACUGCCUCAUCCAAGAAGGCCUGGCUAUUCAAGCUUAGACACUUCAGAUAUCACCCUGUCAAUCACCUCUUCUUCAGUAGGUUAAAACCAGAAGAUGGAGAGAAGAAGCCGCUUAUCAAACCACUGCCGAUUCCUUCAAGACGAAUGAAUAUUGUAAGCCAUACUGUGGAAGAAGACUUUCCUAGGGGUACCUUGCAUUAUUUGACUGAGUUUGUUUCUCCUCAUCACUACCCACCCACUGCUCAUCAAUACCCAUCCCUCGACCCUCCUAUCCUUUGUCACAUCAUUCGCUCCAUCCUGCUGGGUGCCCAGGAACCAGGCAUCAUGAACGAAGCUUACACCUUUCUAAUGAAAGUACAAGAGCUCCACCCAGUUAAGUUAUCUACUGUGCCAUGGGAUUGGAAUCUGUUUACAGAGAUGAUGGAGAAAGAGAAACACCCUGCACGACUGCUCUUCCUCCAAUAUGUUGUUCAGACUUUAGAUGAUGACUUCCAGCUGCACGUACAGAGGCGAUCUCUACAAAAAUGCCUGGCAAAAUCUAUGUUAUCUUGUGACAAGAGUUUUGCAAACAUAAGGGAUAUUGUUAAAUGGUUGGUUGAUUCUUUGAAGAACGUCACUGAAGUGUGUACUGCUGAAUAUGAUCACAACACCAUGAAUGACCACCAAAAGGUGACUUGCCUCCUUCAGCGCAUGCUGUCCAUUGCUGUGGAAGUAGACCAGUCUCCAACAUGCAGCUCGAACAAGAUUGCAGGAUUCAUGUUUACAUAUGUUCUAAGCAUUAACUCACGACACCAGAGGGAGAUGUUUUUGAAGAGCAUAGAGAGUACCCUCCUGCGGGCAAAGUUAUUAGACGUAAUGUUCCAACAUAGUUGCGAGCUACCUCCAACUCUUCCUCUCUCCUUGAGCAAGAUCCUCUAUUUCAUAGACCACUCCACACUCCUCCUAGAAGAGCGGAGUCGUGGAAAAGAGUGGCAGAGAUGGGAUGAAAUGCUGCACCACUUGUGUUUAUUAUUCUUUAGUUACCAAAGGAUUAUGCCAGAACAUUUACGGACCCCUGUGACAGAGCGCAUUGAUUGCAUUCUCCAGUCAACACAGGCACACAUGCCGAAUGAGGAUUUGGAUAUCACAGAAGCAGAUGUGGAGUUUUGCCUAAAUAACUUCAAAACACGAACACUUGGAUCUGAAAUACCACAAACUAUACAAGCAAAGCUCAACUUGCUGUAUAGUUUGUUUUGUACUACUAUUAAAAAUACAUAGUGACAUUUUAUAUAUGUGAAGAUGAAUGGUGGGGAUAAAAUUUGCUAUGUUUUUAAUAUUCACUUUUCAGGCAAACUGCUAUAGUAGAAUUGAGGAUUAAACUGUACAAAUUACUUACUCCCUAGUCAUAACUUUUUAUAAGGGGAAAACAGAAGUGUUCCCCUCUCAUGCAGAAACUAGUAUUAGGAAUGCUUUUUAACAGGCUAAAAAAAAUGUUGUUAAUAUUGAAAAAUGCUGCUGUAAACUUUGUUUCUCUUUGUGUUGCCAACAUUUAAUCCAUUAUCCCAAGCUUAGUCUGUUAGUUUAUCAACUUUUUCCUAAGCACUUUACAGAUGUACAUAGACUUGUAAAAUAUAAAAUGUACAUACUUUAUUUCUCUUCCUACUUUGUUUAAAUACAAACAUGUUUUGGUUAAAGGGACACUGAACCCAAUUUUUUUUCUUCUGUGAUUCAGAUAGAGCAUGACAUUUUAAGCAACUUUCUAAUUUACUCCUAUUAUCAAAUUUUCUUCAUUCUCUUGGUAUCUUUAUUUGAAAUGCAAGAAUGUAAGUUUAGAUGCCGGCCCAUUUUUGGUGAACAACCUGGGUUGUUCUUGCUGAUUGGUGGAUAAAUUCAUCCACCAAUAAAAAAAGUGCUGUAUCAAAAAAAAGCUUAGAUGUUGUCUUUUUCAAAUAAAGAUAGCAAGAGAACAAAGAAUGUGAUAAUAGGAGUAAAUUAGAAAGGUGCUUAAAAUUGCAUGCUCUGAAUCAUGAUAGAAAAAAUUUGGGUUCAGUAUCCCUUUAACCCUGUUUAGACAAAUUGAAAUCUCGCGAUCGUGCAAGUGCUUGUGAGAUUUCAAUGAUGGGAUCGGGUCGGGGGUGGCGUCCCUCUGAAGCUAGGUUCACCCUCCAGACCGCAAUCCCAUCCAGGAAGCGCCGUUUUGCUUCAGGACAGCCAAAUGGCUUGGAUGUUCUGUUUUUUUACUUUAAUCUAUUAACGCCGUUCUAGUCCGUCCUAACGGCGCCGAGCUUUAGCGCCGUUAGGACGGACUAGAACGGCGUUAAUAGAUUAAAGUAAAAUUGUAAACUAGAUUUUUCUUUGCAUAAAUGUUUUGUAGAUGAUCCAUUUAUAUAGCCCAUCUGGGGGUGUUUUUGUAAAAAAAUGUAUAGUUUUUUUUUUGGUGGUUAUUUUUAAAUAACAUUGCUGAUUUUAAGACUCCUAACCAAGCUCCAAAUUUUAAGAUGUAUACAGACUUUAGAUUGCUUUUGUUUGUAUAAUGUUUCUUUUCAUAUGCAGGGGAGGGUCUGCUAUUAGCCCCUUUUUCAGUAGGUUUCCAAGCCUAACGUAAUCAACAGUGCUAAAUUAGGAGCUUUUAAAAGGUUUUAUACUGAAUUUUUGUAUCAGUGUUUUUUCUGUCCCUUUAAGGGAGAUACAAGCAGAAAAUAGUGAUGUAAGGUGGACAGCUAUCCGACAACAGAUAUGACGGAGCAUAAUUCGUUUUGCAUACAAUAAAAUACAUUUACAACUCGA
This is a messenger RNA of Bombina bombina (fire-bellied toad), 3852 nucleotides long. It is a transcript of the gene SIMC1, whose product is annotated as SUMO interacting motifs containing 1. The coding region runs from base 292 to 2343 and encodes 683 amino acids. The transcript has 10 exons. The record is from RefSeq and is a predicted model, not a curated record. Lineage: Eukaryota; Metazoa; Chordata; Amphibia; Anura; Bombinatoridae.